AUGGUUGCACAAACACAAUCCGAUUAUUGGGCUCAAACUUCGUUAUCCAUGGUGGACAAAGUGAUCGACAAUGAUUAUCAGUUAUUAGAAGAAUUAGGUCAUGGAUCUUAUGGAUGUCUAUUCUUGGGACAAUCCUUAACCGACAAUACAUACGUUGCUAUCAAAGUCCUUAGUAAACUUGGUUUGGAUAAUCAACAAUUGGAAUUACAACAACUAGAAAUUGAUAUUCAAGCCUCUCUCAAACAUCCUUAUCUUCUUGGUCUUGAACGUGUCAUUCAUGAAAAGAAUCAUGUCUUUAUGGUGAUGGAACUUUGUGAUCAAGGUGAUCUAUUUGACUUUGUCGUGCAACAAGAUAAAUCUGAUGAAAAUGUGGUCAAAUCUUCUUUUAUUCAAAUAUUGGAAGCCGUGGAACAUAUGCAUGCUCAAGGUGUUUAUCAUCGUGAUCUCAAAUUGGAAAAUGUCUUGCUCAAAUCUGAUAAUCAUGAUGAUGAUUGUUCUACUUUUACUUGUAAAGUCGCUGAUUUUGGUUUAGCCACUCGUGAACGUUACUCUUUAGAAUUUGGUUGUGGUUCUACUACUUAUUUGGCUCCUGAACAUUUUGAUGAUGAUCAUCAUACAACUACUACUACUUCAACAAAAGCUACUGACGGUGAUACAACGGAAUUGGUACCCUAUGAUGCAGCUGCCUCUGAUGUAUGGAGUGUUGGUAUUUUAUUAUUGGCCUUUUUAUUUGGACGUAAUCCUUGGCAAGAAGCUACCAGUAUGGAUCCAUCUUUUGUUGAAUAUCGUCGUGAUCCUUCUAUACUCAAAAAUCAAUUAUUUCCUACCUUAUCUCCUGCUUGUGCUCAAUUCCUACAAAAUGUCUUGACUGUUGAUGGUGCUGAUCGUCCUUCUAUCACUCAAGUCAAAGAACAAUUUCUCAAACUGGAUCGAUUAUUGAUCAAUGAUGAAGAUGAUGAUGAUGAUUUGUUAGAUGAUGAAGAUUGGUAUUUGGAUGCAAGAUUACCUGUGGAUAUUCCUAUAGUACCCAAGUCUUCCAACAAAGCAAGUUUCGAUUCGGCCAUCUUCAGUGCUGGUGUAGUCUCUCUUACAAGCAGUGGUAUGUCUUGGUCUGAUAUGGUUGAAGAAGAUUUCCAAAAGGCGGAUUCUCAUGGCUAUUCUUCUCUAUCGUCUUCCAUCAUUGAAGAAGAAGAUGAACAAGAAGAUUAUGAUGAUACUGACAUGUUUGUCCAUAGUCAAGAAAAAGGUUCUUGGUGGCUCUAG
Halteromyces radiatus is the source of this 1263-nucleotide messenger RNA. RefSeq names its product kinase-like domain-containing protein. The record is from RefSeq and is a predicted model, not a curated record. Gene Ontology annotation, molecular function: protein serine/threonine kinase activity; ATP binding. Gene Ontology annotation, biological process: autophagy; peptidyl-serine phosphorylation. Bases 1 to 1263 code for a protein of 420 amino acids. Gene Ontology annotation, cellular component: cytoplasm. NCBI's taxonomy places the organism in Eukaryota, Fungi, Mucoromycota, Mucoromycetes, Mucorales, Cunninghamellaceae. The transcript has a single exon.